CUACUCCCUCUGCUUCUCUGUCCACCGCCUCCGCAAUCAAACCGCAGGCUCUCUACACGUAUCUAGAGCUCUCCUCUGUUUACUUGAACCCAAACAUCCAAACCUCUCCAUAAACCACAGCCAUGGCUACCGAGAACGGCACCACCACCUCUGGGGUCCAGGACCCCGCCACCUUUGGCGACUCCAAGGGAAAGGGCAAGGCUGCCGCGGCGACCGAGGACGACACCAUGAAGGACGUCUCCAUGGGCGAGGAUGAAGAUGACGAGGACGAAGAGGAAGACGCUGAUGAGGAGACUGAAGCUGCCGACGAGGAGGAUGGCCUGGAGGAGAUUGAUCUCGACAACGUGAUUGGCCGCCGCACCCGCGGAAAGGUCAUCGACUUCGCCAAGGCGGCCGAGGAGAACCCGCCCAACAGCACGACCGCAACAACAGCAUUUUCCGUCGAUUGCCCUCUCGUCCCUGCAUAACUGUACGGGUCGGGGUGGCUGUUGAAGGGAUGAUGAUGAUCAUGACGACGGGACGGUUACGCAUAAUCUCCCCAAAACCCUCUCCCCAGCUCUUAAAUUCUCCUUCAGCCUCUUUCUGGAUCGGAUGCGACCUUACUCU
Messenger RNA from Lasiosphaeria miniovina, 606 nucleotides. RefSeq names its product histone chaperone domain CHZ-domain-containing protein. Lineage: Eukaryota; Fungi; Ascomycota; Sordariomycetes; Sordariales; Lasiosphaeriaceae. The record is from RefSeq and is a predicted model, not a curated record. The transcript is spliced from 5 exons. The coding region runs from base 123 to 467 and encodes 114 amino acids.